Molecule: messenger RNA, 1692 nt
Organism: Phoenix dactylifera (date palm)
Lineage: Eukaryota; Viridiplantae; Streptophyta; Magnoliopsida; Arecales; Arecaceae
Source: RefSeq, a predicted model, not a curated record
AUGGUAGAAGUUAAAUAUUUUAUUCCAAACAAGUCUAGAAUGCUUGUUACGCUCCUGGGCGAUAAGGAUGUUCGGAAUAUGCAUCAAAUACACGUCAACUUAAAUGCGUCGGUGAUUGAGUUGGUUGUUAGUCACAUUUUAUGCUUGAUCGAAGCAGCCGAUGUCGUCAUUGAUAUGAGGGAUAGUGGCCCAUUCCAAAAUGUCGAGUGGAGUUGCAGAUCCAAAUUUUUUUCAAAGGGUAUCUCAAGUAAUUUCGGUCGAGUUGUUGAAGAAACAAGAGCUGCAAUUGAAGAGCAACCUAGUCAAACAAAUUCUUUGGAUGCUUGGAAAACCUCUAUAGAGGGUGUUGGUCUGGAGUUCAAUGAUGUGGAAACUCUUCGCGACACGAUUCGCAACUUCUGCAUUGCAAAUUGUAGAGAUUGUCUUUGUGAAGAACGAUCAUCUGCAACUGACCAUGAAAUGUCGAUUGAUAUCGUAAAGGAUAUUCGUCGAGAAUAUGGUGUUGAAUUGCCAUAUCAUCAAGCUUGGCAUGGGAAGGAGGUGGCUAUGAAGGACCUUUAUGGUCACAGAUCAAAAUCUUAUGACCGGAUACGUUGGUAUUGCGACACCAUUCUUGAGACCAACCCCGGCAGCAUAGCUGAGUAUGAAACUAUUGAAGGUCGAUUCAAACGCCUAUUCAUUUCAUUUCAUGCUUCAGUAGUUGGUUUCAUAAGAGGAUGUAGACAUCUGAUUUUUGUGGAUGGAACAUUUAUAAAGCAUAAGGAUGGAGGAGUAGUAUUUAGCGCGACUUCCAAAGAUGCGAACGACGAUAUGUUUUCUAUUGCUUACGGUGUGGUCGAUACAGAGACUAAUGACAACUGGGACUGGUUUUGUCAGAUUUUGAAAGAAGCAAUUUAUAGUUGCAGCGAGUGGCGAAGUGAGCAAAUCACAUUUAUGAUGGAUAGACAUCAAGGAAUUAUUAAAUCAAUGCCGAAAUACUUUUCUGGCAGUUACCACUCAUAUUGUUUCCGUCACGUGAAAGACAACUUCAAGAAUCAGGCGCUUGUCUAUUAUCGUACAAGUGAGAGAAAGAGGCUACUCGAUUUACUAAAGGUUGCUGCCUAUACUUCAAGGCUGAAUGUUUUCCACAAAUUAAUUAACAAGCUUACAUUAGAAGCUCCAGGGAGUAGAACUUUUCUCCUGCAUGCAAAUCCGAAGCAUUGGGCAAAUGCAGUAUUCCCAGGUCCACGAUGGGGUAUUAUGACGUUUAACAUGGUAGAGUGUUUCAACAGUUGGAUCAUGGAGGCUCAGCAUCUCCCCGUUCCUCAAAUGGUUGACCAUAUCAGGCUUCAAAUAAUGACAUUGAUGCAUGAACGGGGUAAUCGAAGUUACAAUAUUCAAACACAUCUAUGCCCUGUUCCUGAGAAAGUAUUGCAUAGAAAUGCAGAAGACGGUCGGAGAUUAUCCGUAUUUACGUCAAACAUAAUGAUAUAUGACGUAAAGGAUACAAACUACUCGUGCAAAGUUGACCUCCAGAAUAGCAAUUGCUCUUGCGGCGAGUGGCGAAUAUUCCGCAUGCCAUAUAAGUAUGCAUGUGCACGCAUUGAGAAGGCUGGUAGAUCACUGUACCACUUUACUGACAAUUGUUUCCAAACUAAAUUGUACAGAGCAACAUAUGCCGAAGCUAAAAUUGACGUAAAAUGGCUGAAGUAA